AUGGCACAGGACUUUGGGUGGCGAAGGUUCAACUUUUUCGAUAAAAAUUUGGUUUUAGAAAAGGAAGAACCGAAGCAGAAGUUUCUGGGAUUGAAGGAUGUCAAAGUGGAUUGCUGGUGUAGUUCUGGGAAUUCGGUAUUCCUUGGUGAGACGAAAGGAGGAGUAUUCAGAUUAACGAACCAAUUGGACGAAUUCUACUGGAAAGCUUAUCAGAAGUCGCUGGCAUGCCUUCAUUCUGCCGGAAAAUAUUUAUUUUCCAUUGGGGAAGACGAUGAGUUGAUUAAUUCGAUGUUGAAGAUCUGGGAUCCGGAUGUUGUUGAUUCGAACGAGCCUGUCUUGAAGCGAUGUGUGAGAAUGUCGCCUCUUCUCACCAUCUCAUCAUGUCAUGCAUGCUGUGUUGCUGUCCAUUCGACGUUGAGCGCCGUCGUUGUCGGAUUUGCCGAUGGAGCUGUUUUGUUUUAUCAUGGAGACGUUCUUGCCGACAAAGGUCUCAACACGCGUUGGACUCGAAUUCGAGAUCCAGCCCCAUCAGAAGGAUCAAUUUCCGGAUUAUCAAUUGCCUAUGUACCUGGCGGAAAAACGGUGAUAUUCGUGAUCACACCGAGGCACGUAUUUUCGUAUGUGCUUGAGAAUCGAACGGUCGUCAACGUCAACAAGCACGAGGCAAAUGGCGCUUCGCCGGAUUGUUGGACUUUCGAUGAAAGUACUGGACAGCUUGUGGUAGCAAGUCGCGAAAUGGUCUACUUCUACGAUGCUGAUCAAUGCCGCGAUGCCGAUGGAGGCGUCGGAAGAUGUUUGCAAUUGGGAAGGAGUCAGGAGAAAUUGCAAUUAGUGGCGUCAGGACAAUACUUGGCUCUACUGACCAAACAGACUUCUCUUAUACAGAAAAGCGAGUUUAUGACAAUGAUGACCGUAUACGACAUCAAAGGCCAAUAUAUUGGAUUCGCGUGUUCUCUUCCAUCGUUAUGCAGAUUGUUCGUCAUCGGUUCAACAAUGUAUGUUCUCAGUUCGGAUGGUACCUUAUCGGAUCUUACCGAGAAGAACCUCAACACGAAACUUGAUAUUCUAUUCAAGAAGAAUCUAUUUGACGUUGCGCUGGGAAUUGCGAAAAACUCAAAAGAUGGAUCCGAUCAUUUGAAAUCAAUCCAUGCGAAAUAUGCUGAUUACUUGUAUAGUAAAGGAGAUUAUGAGAAUGCUAUCGAUCAGUAUAAGGAGACAAUUGGAAUGCUCGAGCCAUCAUACGUCAUCAAAAAGUACUUGGAUGGGUCGAAAUUGGUUCAACUUUGCAUUUAUUUGGAAUAUUUACAUGACGCUGGCAAAGAAAAUUCGCAUCAUACAAACAUAUUGCUUAACGCAUAUGCUAAAAGAGGAGAGAAAAAGAAAAUCAUGAAUUUUCUUAAUAGGCUGAUUGAUGGGACGCGAAGAGCGGAUAUUUUGGAUGUUUUCAAGAUUCUCGUUCAAUGGAAUUAUCUGCAAGAAGCAUCUCUUCUAGCGACGAAGUUCCGUUUGGAUAAUGAAGCGCUUUCCGUGAUUAUUGAGAAAUCCCAUAAUUAUUCGCUCGCUGUCAAAUAUAUUUCGAAGAAGAAAACGGAGGAGGCGCUCAAACAUUUGGAACGAUUCGGAAGAAUAUUGUUGCGAAAAGUGAAGGAUGAGACGAUUAGUUUACUGCUUGAUGUUGUGUCAAGAUCUGAUCAAGAGAAUAUCGAGAUUUCCAGCCUUUUGGAUAUUUUUAUUGGAGAAAAUGAAGCUGCUGAGUCGUUUAUCGAAUUCACGAUGAAUCGAUCCGAAGCUUAUGAUUCGAAUACGACCACAGAAUCCGAACUGUCAGAAAAUAUAUUCCCUCUGAUUAAUAAAGAGAACGAGGUGUUUGCUCUUCAUCUCGCCGAGUUGUUCGAUUGUCCUCCAGUUGUUGAAUACAUUCUGAAGCGAUCUCAUCGUAUUAAUGAACUUAUGGCGUUUUAUCAGAAGAAAAAUGAUCUACGAUCGAUUGUUGAGUUAUGCAAGUCUAGUGAGGCUGAUCGAGACGCGAUUUGGCUCGAUGCUCUAUCAUUUGUUUCCAAAUGUGAUUCGAUUGAGCACGAGGGUCUUAUUUUGGAAAUGCUUAUGGAGAUCGAGAAACGACAAAGCGUUCAUCCGCUAGUUGUUUUGGAAAUAUUGUCGAAAAGUGAGAAUUUGACAAUUUCCGCCGUCAAAUCCUAUGUAAUCAAUUGGCUGCAAAAACAAGAAGCCAAGAUUGCUCAAGAUAAAAAGAAGAUCGAGGAAAAUGAGAAAGAGAUGAGAGAGCUUGAGCAGAAUAUCGAAUCGCUCAAGUUCAGUGCACAGGUCCUUCAAGUCUCGAAAUGCUCGGCAUGUGAUACCAGCCUCGAAUUGCCAACGGUUCAUUUCCUCUGCAAGCAUUCAUUUCACGUGCACUGCUUCGAAUCUCAUUCCGAAGGAACGGAAAAGUGUCCCGCAUGUGCCAAUCAAGCAAGGGAUAGCCUUAAUGAUCGGGGGGCUCAUGGUAAGUUCCAGAAGGAAUUGGCCACGUGUGCGAACAAUAUUGAAUUAAUUGCCAAAUACCUCGAAAUGGGUUUAUUUGACGAUAGGAAGUCCAAGCCGGCAAAAAGUGAUGCCGCUCGCCGGGUUUCAAAUCUUUUCGGAGAGUCCCGUCGAAGCUCAUUGCCUGAUGACGAAGAAUCGUGGCCGGCUUCUCGAAGCAUGUCGACGGUUUCAAGCAUCCCUGCUUCACGCUCAACCUCGUCGAAACCACGCGAACUUAAUCCUUUUGAUGAGGAUAAUGACGACAAAAACCCAUUUGGUUCGACCACUCCGACCUCCACUAAUCCAUUUUUCACAGAUUAA
Messenger RNA from Caenorhabditis bovis, 2841 nucleotides. Lineage: Eukaryota; Metazoa; Nematoda; Chromadorea; Rhabditida; Rhabditidae. The record is from the annotation of a GenBank genome assembly.